CACAACAAAGAUGGCGGCCAGCAGGAUCCCCGGCCGCCGACUCUCCGUCUUCCUCUGCCUCCUCCAGCUCGCCUGCAGCUGCUGCGGCGCUCUGCUCGGCGGGGCGGACACACACCGGCGGAAGCUCUCGGCGGAGCUGAACCCGGGCUGGAACUCCUCCGACCCUCCGCCGCCCCCUGGUGUCGCCCUGCUGCACGUACGGGCGCUGGGCGACAACGACACGCUGCACUUCCUGUUCUGCAGCCAGGGGGCGCCGACGCUGCUGCUGGUCCACACCAACACCACCAACUCCACCGUGAAGGUGGACUGGCCGGGGUUCCUGGCCCGCAACACCACGGGCAGCCUGCAGGUGGAGCCGCAGAGCAGCGUCCUGUACAGCAGCGCCCUCCUCUUCAGCAGGCUGUGGGAGUACGACGACGUCAACGACACGGCCGACCCGCAGGCCCUCCCCCCCUCCUCCUUCUUGCCGCCGUUGGAGCUGCAGAAUUUCUCCUGGACGGGUCUGGACGCCGCCGCGCCGACCGCCCAGCUCUGCGCCUCGCCCGGCCUCGCCAACAGCUCGCUGUGCCUGCAGUUCUCAGUGUUUGAGUCUGAGGGGCGUGACCCCAUGUGGCCCCGCCUCCUGCACAACGAUAACUCCUCCCAGUUGAGGGUGUGGCUUGACAAGCUGACGCCCCGAGCCAAUCACUCGCGCUUCUCCCUGGAGCUGCAGGCGGUGGGCGGGGCUUAUCCGCUGGACAGAGUUGAGGUUCUGCGUUCCAUCGACGACGAGUACACACCCUCCAUAUUUAAGGUGUCCCAGUGGGUGGCGUCCCCGGCCAACAGUUCGGAGGUGCUGGGCUUCGUGCAGUGGAAGCCGGUGGCGUACCGCCAGGCCGACGCCGUGCUGGAGGUGGCCACGCCCUGCCGCCACUCGACCCCGGGGCCGGUGGGCGGGGCGGCGGCGGCCUCGGGCCUCGUCAGGGCGUUCUACGGCCCCGAGCCGCCGGCCAGGGGCCUCAACAUCAGCUUCGGCAUGGCAGGGGCCCCGCUCUACAACACCACCAGGUUCCUCAGCUGGACGCUGCUGGUGGGCGUCGGUUCUCCGCCGGUCGAUUCCUUCUCUCUGCUGGUUCUCGUCAUCAUGGCGGUUGGCCUGGGAACUCCCAUGAUCCUCCUGCUGGUGGGCGGAGUCUGUGUCUUGACUCGGAAGAGGGCGGGGCCUCAGGGGCUGGGCUAUGAGCCAAUCAACUGAGGGCGGGGCCGCUGGGUUCCCGGCCAAUGAGGCGGCAGGACUGGACUGCUUUUGAAAAGUUUUUUAAGGUUUUUAAAGGUUCCACAGUUUGUUGCACUAGAACCUCCUGGAAGUUUCCAGUCAGGACACCGGAGACUCCAUUUGAUGUGUGUUUGUGUUUUUUGUUUUUAUUGGAGAAACAGACUUUUACAUUCCACAGAAUCAGAGCGAGUGAUUAAUCUGUGUGUGUGUGUUUCACAUGAUAAUCCAGCUUAUCUCCCUGCAGGAGUUUCAGCUUUAAUCUCAUCCUACAAAAUCCUGGAAACUGAAAAUAAUGUUUGUUUUAUUUCUGAGCCGAGAAAUUCUUUGGAAAAUGAUGAAAUGUCACGAAAGGUCUGGAAAAGUCAUGGAGAACCUGAGAGAGGAGAAAGCUGCGGUCCGGGGGCCUCGCGGAGUCGCUCGGCGCAAAUUUGAUUUUUCUUUUUUAGGUGAGGACCCUUUAGACUCAACUGACAAAAAACAUGGAAAGUUUUUUAAAAAAUGUUUAUUAGCUGAGUCUAAAAGGUUCUCAUCGUUAAUUUUUUUUAACAAGCAGAAUUUUUUUUUUCACGUUCGAACGUGAUUGGCUGAUGGACAUGACGGUUCUGAAGGCGGUGUUGUGUUCAGGGGGCUUUUAUUUUGACAGCAGUGAAACACUGAAGGUUAUUUUUGGUCUGACCUCACAGGUCGUGCCGACAUCAGGCUGUUUACUGGUUGUUUUUUGUUUUUGUUGUUUUGUUGUUGUUAAGCUCACAUUGUCCUGUAAAUCAUCAUUGUUGAUCACUCAUAAUCAAUAAGUGUCAAAUGAUUGUUAAUGUGUGAAUGAAACUCAUCCUGAGAUCAUAAAAACUUCCAGAAACGUCUCCGCUCGGCCUGUUUUCAUUUCCUGUUUGGACCUGGUGGGCGGAGCUUCAGAGGAAACCAGCCAAUCAGCUUCAUUCGAUAUUUCAUUUUAUUAAUUUAGUUUUGUGGGGAGCAACACAGUACUUCAUACAAAGUAAAAUUACUUCUGUUUUAUGCAGUU
Myripristis murdjan (pinecone soldierfish) is the source of this 2276-nucleotide messenger RNA. It is a transcript of the gene glmp, whose product is annotated as glycosylated lysosomal membrane protein. NCBI's taxonomy places the organism in Eukaryota, Metazoa, Chordata, Actinopteri, Holocentriformes, Holocentridae. Bases 11 to 1234 code for a protein of 407 amino acids. Gene Ontology annotation, cellular component: lysosome. The transcript is spliced from 7 exons. The record is from RefSeq and is a predicted model, not a curated record.